AUGUCAGAUAGAGAAAAAAAGAAGUUACAUUCGAGAAUUCAACCAUUAUAUGAAGGUAUAUAUCAAUUAAAAGAUGGUGGUUAUGAAAUAAAUGUCCCAUUUCAUACGUUGCCUUUAAGAACAGGCACUGAUUAUUAUAAAAUUAUUUUAAAUCCAUUAUCAUUACAUGCUGUUGGUCGUAAAAUUAAAAAAUUUCAAUAUAAUGAUGCGCAAGAAUUUAUUGAUGAUUUGGCUUUAAUUUCAUGGAAUGCAAGAUAUUAUAAUGAACCAAAUUCAAUAAUUUAUAGGUAUGCUCAAAUUUUACAAAAUUAUAUAAAUGAAGUUGUAUUACCAAAAUUAAGAAAUGAUAAAAUGAUAUCAAAUGGUCCAAAUUUAAAAUAUCCAUAUAUUGGUGAAUUACCUGAAAAUAGAGAAAAUGAUCAAUUAACCGGAUUUUCAUUUGAUAAUAUAAAGUUCAACAAUAACAAUAACCAUAAUACACCUGUCCAAACUUUAGAAAGUACUCCAAUACCUACUCAUCAUCAAGAUUAUGAAAUGAGUGUUACUCCACAACAAAUACCAGAGCCUAUAAAUCCAUCAAAACCAUUAGUUCAAACUGGUUAUAAUACAAGACAAAUUUCAAAUCCAACUCCAAUUUCAAAACAAACAUUAUAUCAACAAAAACAUUCAAAACAAUCAUCUUCACAACAACAAAUUGAAUCUGGUAUAAGAAGAGGUAGACCUCCAAUUAUUGAUAAACCAUUUGAAACAAGAAUCAAAUUAAUUUUAAAAGGUUUUAAAAAAUUAAGAUCAUCAGCUGGACAACCAUUAACAAAACAUUUUGAAAAAUUACCUGAUAUAAAAAUGUAUCCUGAUUAUUUUCAAAUUAUUCAAAAUCCAAUAAGUUUAGCAGAAAUUAGAAUUAAAGUUAGAUCUAGAAAAUAUCAUUCAGUUGAAGAAUUUAUAAAUGAUUUAGAUUUAAUGUUUGCUAAUUCUCAACAAUAUUUUCAAAAUGAUCCUUAUAGUGAAGAAUCUUUAGACUAUCAACAAUUUAAAAAAGAAGCUCAUAUGGUUAUACAAACAGAAUUAAGUAAAAGUGAUAAAGAAAUUAUAUUAGCAACUUCAAGUUCUUCAGAUGGUGUUUUAAGAUUCCCAUUAGAAACUUUAGAAGUUAAUGGCUAUUCAUAUAAAAUUGGUGAUUGGGUAUUAAUGAAAAAUCCAGCAGAUCCAGAAAGACCAAUAGUUGGUCAAAUUUUUAGAAUGUGGUCUACUGAAGAUGGUAAAAGAUAUUGUAAUAUGUGUUGGUAUUAUAGACCAGAACAAACUUGUCAUGCAGUUGAUAGGUUAUUUUUUCAAAAUGAAGUUUGUAAAACUGGUCAAUAUAGAGAUCAUUUAGUUGAUGAUGUUGUUGGACCAUGUUAUGUCUUAUUUUUAACAAGAUAUCAAAAAGGUGAUUUACCAGAAGGUGUUAUACCAAGAGAUGCACCAUGGUUUAUUUGUGAAUUUAGAUAUAAUGAAACAUCUCAUGUUUUUAAUAGAAUUAGAACUUGGAAAGCUUGUUUACCUGAUGAAGUUAGAGAUGAUCCUGAACAACCAUUAGUUCCACUACAUGAAAAUAGAAAAUUGAUAAAAUAUGAAUCUCCAAUUAAACAUUUAUUACCACAGGGUUCUUAUGUAGGUAUGGCAAUUCCUGAACCAGUACCAGGUACUGCUAAUUCGCCACCUAUUACAGGUUCGGUUUAUCUUUCAUCACCAUUACCAAAUGAUGAUUUAGGUCAAUAUAUUACAUCACCAAAUACUGUUCCUGUACCAGAACAUGAUGAUAUGAAACACGGUAGAAGAGCUUAUUUAUUCACACCAAUUUCUCAAUUAAAAGGUGGUGGAGGUUCAACAAAUGCAGUUUAUGCAACAACUCCAGCAUUACCUCAUGGUUCACCAAAUCAUGAACCAGCAAGACCAAAUAUGUCAUCAACUUUGUCUAGUACGUUACCUUCAACAACUAAUAUACCAACAAUAUCAACAAAUACAAGUUACAACACAUAUUCAAAACCAGUAUAUCCACAACCACAACCACAACCACAACAAUCACAAAUUUCACAACCUCAAUUACCUAGUGGUUAUAGAUCAUUACAAACUGAAAUGCAAGAAAAUCAAGCUAAAAAAUUACAAGAACAACAAUUUCAUCAAUUACAACAACAACAACAUCAACAAUUAUUUAGAAAAUCAAAUUCACCAACUACACAAGAUUUAAUUCCUCAAAAUACAAAUUAUCAUACUUCAACAUCAACAUAUUCGAAUUUAUUACAAGGUGGUACUUUGGCUUAUGGAUUACAAGAAAAUGAAAAUGAAAGUGAUAUGGAAGAUGAUUUAGAUUCUGAUUUGAAUGGAUUAGGUCAAUUUAUAAAUAAAAAACGUAGAAUUAUAAAUGUUGAUGGUGAUUAUGUUAAUGAAUUGAUUUUUUAUAGAGCUCCUCCAGUUUUAAUUAGUGGUUCAAAUAGAAUUAUAACUAAUAAUGGUACUGAAUUAGGAAAUUCUGCAAAAUAUUUAGCUUGGAAAAUUAAAAAUGAAAAGGGUAAAGAAACAAAAGCUUGA
This is a messenger RNA of Insectozyma verbasci, 2571 nucleotides long. NCBI's taxonomy places the organism in Eukaryota, Fungi, Ascomycota, Pichiomycetes, Serinales, Debaryomycetaceae. The record is from the annotation of a GenBank genome assembly.